AUGACCUACAUCUUGUAUAUUAUCUUGCAAGAUAAUAUACAAGAUAAUAUACAAGAUUGGCUCAACAAGUGGCCAGUAGAGUUUAAACAAACUAUGUGCAAAGAUGUUGUUGUUGCAGGAAUGGGCGGCUGUGGGUGUGGUGCGGGCGGCGGCGUGGCGACGGUGGGCGUGGGCGGGGUGUGUCAGUGCCAAUGUCCACCCUCUACGCCCACAUUCAGGGACGACUCCGCCCACUGCGUCUCGACGCUCGACGAGUGCUCCCUGGCGGACUUCGUCAGUAGCUCUGGGUCGGAGAAGAUCCCUUAUGUGUACAUGCCGCUCAAGCACCAGCUCGUCCACCCUACGGCUGAAGUCGCCCUCUUAGGUCUGGAUCACGGCGGAUCUCCCCUCAAGUCGCCUGUGUGUGUGGUGACGAAGGGCGGCCUCCUCACCCACCAGGGCUGGGAGAACAUGGCCAACACCUCUACCUUCGAGCCUCCCUUCAGAUUGUUUCGAGAGAGCGGGAGGACCUACGUGCAGUGGGUCGGGGAGGCGGCGGCCAGGACGUCGGUGGAGGGCCGCCUGGUGCUGGUCACUCUCAUCUGUCGGGACGCUGCCCAGCCCGACACCCCGGUCUUCAGCCCCUGCCUCGCCUUCAGGGUCGCCGGCAGUCCUGGAGGGUCAGAGGCGGCGCUCUCCGCCCCUGCUGGUGCUGGGGGCGACGACAGAGGGCUCUCCUCAGGGGAGGGCAUCAUCAUUGGUCUAGUGGUCACCUGCCUCGCCAUCAUCUACGUCGUCGGCAUGACCAUCUACAUCAAGGUCAAGAGGAGGAGGGGCAAGGAAGCCAAGAUAGCCAAGCUCUCGCAAGAAGGUGGGCGAGCCAGGAAAACUCGCGCCAGGAGGGAGAAGGCACGUCCCUCCCCCAAGCCCUCCCUAGUGUCGUCCUCGGACGACCUGGACCACGAGGACAUCGAGGACCUCUCUCAGGCGUCCAGAGCUCGUAGGGCCAACAGGGAGAGGAGCCACGUAUGCUUCACGACGGCCGUGGUUCACUCGGCCGGAGCCAGCAGGAGCGGCAGAGUCCUGCGCUCAGCGGCACAGGACGCCGCCGAAGGAAUGGAGAGAGCUCCAAGAUCCCAUUUGGCUGUUGUUGAGACCCUCGGUGAGAAUGACGAAAGCGAGAGAGGUGUGCGGGCCCUGUCAGUCUUGAGCUCUGAGGAAGGCACGGAAGGGAAUUUGGGAGGAAUUCAAGAAGCCCAGGCUAAGAAGAAACUCUACUUCAAUCCGGCUUACUUUGAGCCAGAAAUGCUGCAAUCUCCACCGCCAGCGGCUCUAGAGUUCCUCGUGCGAAUACGUGAGAUGAUAAACAUUGCCAAAGGCAAAAUGAAGACCAAGACUUACCAGCCAAGUCUCGUUGACAUCCCUGAGGAAGACUCUGAAGGGCAAUCACGUCCAGCGAGCAGGGCAAAUGGAAGGUCAAGUACGGUGACCCUCCCAAUAGAUGGACUCGAGAAAUGUGAUAAGGAAGGCACCCACCAGAGUGAUUCCAGCAUCCAGAGCGACUCUCUAGAACUGCGUGACACUGACAGUCGAAGUUCCACGCUCAGAAGACUCGCCCGGCGGGUUAACAGCCAUGGCGAGAGCUUCGUUAGUGAAAUCAUCAAAACUCUUGACCUAAAACCCAGGCUGCCAAACAGAGAAAGCACUUAUGCAGCACAGUCUCAGAAAGCUCCAGCUCCCAAACCCCCACCUCCUAAGCCAAUUAACGCUCGCAAUGAGUCUCCAGUCGAGGCCGAAGAUGACUUCCCGGAAUUGAUCAAACCAUCAAUGCUGAGGAGUGUUCUGAGGGACGGUAAGAGACUGACCGAACUCAACAACACUUUUGAGAAUUUUAGACAGGAAAUGAUAGCAACUUUCCAUAGGAUGAAGAAGGUUGGCGAAGCUAUAUCUCCCAUGUCAACUCUUAAUAGAACGAGAAAUAAAAACAAAUCAUCUCCAGGAAACACACUUGAGAAGAAUAAGUCUGAGUGUAAUGAAGGAAAAGUGCACAAGUGGCUGCAGACACUGGAGAGCAAAAAUUCGUAUACCAGAAUGCCUGAAAAUAAAAAUGUUGUUUUUGAUUCUAAGGCAGCAAUGGUAGUGGAUGCUGUGCCUCCGCCACUACCAGAGAAGAACACCAAGCCACCCACACCGCCUAGGAAACACCGAACACUGGCAUAUCGUAGUGCCUCUUUCACCGAGAUUAAGGAACCUUCUUCCCUUCACUCUUUGUCUGGUAAUGAAAUUAGCAAAGGUAGCAGUGAAGGAAGAAAUCGUUCAUCAUCGGGUAAGGCUCAAGUGGCCAGAUCAUUGUCAUGGCAGAGUGAGCAUCGUCACUAUGACCUAAACCGAACUUCCCAGAAGAUUCCUCUGGGCACAGACGACAGCCUCAAUACAUCUUUUGGAUCUGAUGAUGACUCCCUUAAUGAUUUGCUGAGCGAGGCAGAAUCAAAAGUGCCCAAGAUGACACCCAGUGAUUCGGAUAGUGCAUAUUCCGAUACAAAGCCUCGAAAUAAAGAUUUUUCAGAUCUUGGGAGAGAUGAAACUAAUAUAGAUUCAAAGUCUCUGUCGAGGCAACUGCCCCGUGAAGAGGAAAUAACAGCUAGGAAUGAGGUGUUUAAUAAGAAAACUGGUACGAAAACUAUGUCACGCCUGCUAAAAACGAGUGAGAGUCUAUACGCGAGGGUGAGAGAAGAAAAUAAUACAGAUGAAUAUUGCCAUGAGCACACGUACGAGGAAAUACGCUUCCCUGCUGGAGGAAAACACAGACAAAAGCGGAAAGCCCCACAGAAACCAAGUAUCGGCAAAACCAACUUGAAUGAAACACGGGGUGCAGAGGAGAAAAAGAAGGGUGAAGUUGAAGAAAGUUCAUGCAAUAUAUACAGCAACCCCGAUUCCCUCGUCAGUGAAGUCACGAUUGACAAGAGCACCAGUCCCGUCUACUCCGGCUGCAAGGUCACCAUACCUGUGGUUGGCAAUAUGGAUCUCGACACACUUGAAGCUCCGUCAGGGUUCGAUCAAGACACUCUGGAGAAACGUGGCAAGAAAGUUGAACGCAAUGGUAGUAUUAUACAGGACUCUUUAGAGAGACCGAAGGUUAAGAAACGCAACAGUAAUAAGAAUGAAGAGAACAAUGAUGAUUCUUCAGCACAAAGAAAAAAGUCUCACCCCAGUGAAAUAUUAAUAAAUAAUGAUAAAAGUCUUCUUGACAUUUAUGAGUCGAGAAGCAGUAGUCGCAGCUUAAGAAGCUUGAGGAAUGACUCCCCUGAGCUCUCGUGCACUCCCCUUACGUUGUCCAACCCUUCAUCACCGACCAAAAUGGGUUCAUUCUAUCUCAAUAAUAUCAACAAUAGCAGGAAUAGCACCAAUAACAACAUUAUUUGUAGCAACAAUGAUGCUCAGAAAAAGUACCGAACCUUUAAAGAUUAUCAAGAAAUGCGCUUCCAGCGAGGCUCAACUGAUUCUGAUAUUAGCAGCAGUCCUCUUCCAGUCACAGGCACCAGUAUUAACUUCAACUUCCGGAGUUCAAGUCCUUUAAACAAGGAACAAAGAGACAUUAGACCUCCUCUGCCUCCAAAGCAGUUACGUUCGCCUGAGAUCAUCAACAACCCCUCCCCAGACUUGCCUCCUAGGAACCAUGAUAUCCCUCCACCACUACCUUUGAAAACAAUCAGAAAAUCGGAUGUGUCAGAUUUGGACACCGAUCGACCAAAACUACCAGAAAAAUCGCGUAAGAAGCCUACCAAAGAUAUGCCUAUCUCACGGCCCUCCAGCGGGAGUUCGAUUCCAGAACUUACUGAAGAAGAAGCUCGAUCCAUCCUUCACGGACUUCUUGCUCAUACAGUUUCAGACCCCCAAAGGCUAUCGCCUCUACAUGAAGAAGACGAUGCUGAAGGUAAUUUUUUAGGGGUAGGGAACACUGUCGCCGACUCUGAAUCUCGGGCCAGUGUUCCCUGCCUCGAUACCUUUUCCUUGGGUUCCUUAGAAACACCGAUUUCUUCCUUAUCCCCUUCACCUCACUAUGACAGGAAGGAAGAAAUUAACAGAUGCCGAGGUGAAAGAGUAGAGACCAGUUUAGGCCGUCAAAUUGUGAACGGUGAGGGUAGUUUGAAUGACCCAGGGUCUCCUGGAAGCGAGGCAAGGGUAAGUGGAGAGUUUAUUCUUUCCACAAUUGGUCGCACACACUCACUACUUCGACAAUCGUCUCUCAGCAGAGAGCAAACUUGUGGGUUCUUAGCCAAGCUAAAGAACAUUUCUGAUGAAGACAUUGACAGUGUGGCUAUAUCUAAAGGAAUGGGGAUUGCUUUGGCUCUGAAAGCUAAGUCCGAUCUAGAAAAGCAUUUUAAAGAGAAAAGUGGGGCUGAUAGCAUUAAGCGAACUUGGAGGAAAAUAAUAGAAAAAGUUGAUGAUUCCAAACAAGGAAAGGAUAAGAUUUCUGUGAUACAACUUCAACAGUACAUGGCAAACCUGGACCAGAAGGAAAGAGAAACAAAGCUCAAACAAGAAGAUUCAGGAUAUCACAGUACAGAUUCCAGCGAGUCAGCCAACAGUUGCUCCAGUCAGACUUCCAUGUCGUCAACGGCUAUCUCCUCCACAUCCACAUUUGCCCCUCCACCAACACCAGGGCUUGCUGGAAAGCGUCAAGCACGACCCGUUUUAUAUAACAAUACUGUGAACGGAUCACACCACCUGCAGCGUUCUACAUCCAUGUAUCAGUUGGGUUCACUUGCCUCGAAAGAACAGACUUCGAGCUACUGGUACGGAGGUUUUCAGCGUGCGAGUCUCAGGGCUUCAUUGAGCCGUCGAUUUAGUCAACAAGAUGCAUCAGGAGGCCUCUCUGUUUACAUCAACAAUUGCUUUACACCUGACGAUGAUGCCCAUCUUAGUUUCCCUCUGUAAUACCUCACUAAAUACUAACUGAAAUCGAGUUUCAUGUAUGUGUUAAUGACAGCCCAUCCUCCUGUUUAGUUAGUACUUAUAGUAACAAUAAGGAUCAUAGUACAUAUACGACGUAAUGGACAAUUAGACAGUAGAAAUCGUUACUAUUGAAUUUGGACAAACCAGAAAAGGUUUUGUAUUUAUGUUGUAAAGACAACCUAAACUAACCUAACCUUCCUAGGCCCAAUACACGCUAUUUGAGGCCUAAUAUAGUACAUAUAUGGCUAUACUAGGCGUAGGAAUAAUUUUUGUUUUUAGCUUGAUUUUAAUCGGACUCUUAUAGAGUGAAUAGUACCAAAUUCUAUUGUCUAAUUGGCAUUGACGUUAAUGCUUGUACUAUGGUGCAUAUAGCUACACAAAGUACUAUCUAAACAAGAGGAUGGAGUUGUCAAUAAUUAUAUAUUGACUUCGUGAAAGUCAUAUAGACCGUUUUAGUCCCCUUCCCCAUCAAAUUAACUACAGUAAUAUGCAUGUUAGAUCUUCGAUAAUCAAACGUUUAACAUGUUAAGCUCUUUAACUUUAUUAAGUUCAUACUCUUUUUUUUUUUUUUAGUAUUCCUUGAAAGAGAAGAAACUAUUCAUUUUAAUCACCAAACAUUUUUAAAAGGCAUACAAGACUAAAUAACAGGUGUUUAUGACUGUAACAGGCGUCCAAGAUUAUGUAACAGGCGUCUAUGACUAUGUAACAGGUAUCGGAGACUAUGUAACAGGUGUCCAGGACUAUGUAACAUUCUCAAGUCACAAUCGACUUCAGAAUGGUCCAGAACGAACCGAAACGUCGUCGUCCCUUCACUUUCUAGUGUGUGGUUUGGUCAACCUAUGUAACAGGUAUCGAAGACUAUGUAACAGAUAUCUAAGAUAAUGUAACAGGUAUCCAAGGAGCACCCAAGUUAACCUACACUUCUGACGACUUCCUUGAGAUGCAAGAACAGUUCUAUAUUUGAUCAAGUUGAAUUAAAUCAUCAUAAAUUAAGUUAUAUGAAUUUGUUUAUAACAAUGAUGGACGUUGGACACUGAUAUGAAUUCUUAUAAUUUUUUGAACUUAAACAUUUUGAAAUUUAACUGUGUUAUACCAUUGAAUGAAUAUUUUUCCUUUUGGACUUGAUUACAAUUUAUUUCUGGUGAAGGAGACUUAAUUGCAUGAAGAUCUGUUUUCGUGUCGAGUUUUUCUGCUCAAGACAACGCGUCUGAAGACAAUAUUUCUUGAGGAGGAUAAUUGCUCAUCAUCCGGCUAGUGCCGCACAAGGUGUCACCCAGCCAGUGCCACGCGAGGUGUCAUCCAGAUAAUAUCACACGUUUGGGGCAUUUUGAGCAUUAGAAUGGCUUUGAAGGAGAAAUUUUGACCAUUAGAAUGGUUUUGAAGGAGACAUCUUGAGCAUUAGAAUGGUUUUGUAGGAAGCAUCUUGAGCAUAAGUAUGACUAUGAAGGAGGCAUCUUGAGCACUGAGAUGUCUCUGAAGGAAGGAAGCAUCUUGAGAAUUAUAAUGGCUUUGAAGGAGGCAUCUUGAACAAUGGACAGCACUGAGGGAAGCAUCUUGGCUUUGAAGGAGGCAUCUUGAACAAUGGAUAGCAUUGAAGGAAGCAUCUUGGGCAUUGGGAUGACUUUGAAGGAAGCAUCUUGCAGUAUUCACACACCAGUUAUAAACAAUUAGUAUGGUGAUGACCGUGAGAAGCCACUAGUGACACAAGAACGAGGGGGUCUGGGAACGAAAGCGCUCUUCAGAGAGAGAUAUGGGUCUUGAUCUCAUGGGUCCUCACCUCAUGGGUCCUGAUCUCAUGGGUCCUCACCUCAUGGGUCCUGAUCUCAUGGGUCCUCACCUCAUGGGUCCUGAUCUCAUGGGUCCUCACCUCAUGGGUCCUGAUCUCAUGGGUCCUCACCUCAUAUUUGUAAUCUGACAGAUUUUCACGGCAUUAUCCUCUUUGUUGACCAUCUAGGAGAAAAAAAAUAUAUUUAAAUAGUUUAAGGAAACAUUUGUUUAUGUAUGUAUGUAUGUGAAUAACUUACUUGUAUAUAAUGUAGUUAUUGAUACAAGAA
This is a messenger RNA of Procambarus clarkii (red swamp crayfish), 6989 nucleotides long. The record is from RefSeq and is a predicted model, not a curated record. NCBI's taxonomy places the organism in Eukaryota, Metazoa, Arthropoda, Malacostraca, Decapoda, Cambaridae.